AUGGAUGACGAACUCGUUCAGGUCCUCACCAACACCCAAUCUCCCGACCAACCAGUCCGCCAUCAGGCUGAGCUAGCUCUCAACCACGCCAAAUCUAACCCCGCCUUCCCAGUCUCGCUUGCGAACGUCGCUGCCCACACAUCUGUCGAUACCUCCGUUCGCCAGGCUGCUCUCUCCUCCCUUCGAUUGUUUAUUGAGUCGAACUGGAACCCCGAUGAUCAAGAUGUCGAGCCCGUAAUUGCCAUUUCAGACGAGGCUCGGGCCCAGCUCCGGCGGAUCUUGCUGGAGCUCACCCUGAGUCCGGAGGAGAACCGAAAAGUUAAAAUCGCGGCGAGCUAUGCGGUCGGCAAGAUGGCGAUUCAUGAUCUCCCGGACAAGUGGCCCGAGCUGCUACCGAACCUUCUCUCCAUAAUACCCACCGGUACCGAUGCUCAGGUCCACGGUGCGCUAAGGACCAUCUCCGAUAUCGUCGAGGACAGUUUGAGCGAGGACCAGUUCUUCUCCAUGGCCCGCGACAUUAUCAAGGCCCUGACUGUUGUUGCCCUCGACGAGAACAGGACUCCUACCAUCCGCUCCCUUUCUGUGUCCGUCUUCCGCUCGUGUUUCGAUCUGAUGGAUAUUGUCAAGGAGGAGCACCCCAAGGAGGUCAAGGCCUUCGGAGAUGAGCUUUUGAAGGAGUGGGGACCUUUCUUCCUCCAGGCUCUCAAGGCAAGGUUACCCAACGAGCCCGUAACGGCGUCUUGUCAGCCCCAGUCCUGGAAUGGUCUCAUUAUGCUCAAGCUGCAAGUCCUGAAGACUCUUCUAAAGAUUAGGACGGUGCUCCCUCAAUUGAUCUCUGCUCAGGCGCUUGACUACUUUAGUGCCGUGUGGGAGGAACUUCUGGCUCUCCAGGGACCCCACAAGGAGCUAUACCUUGAUAAUAACGCCCAGGACAGACUGGAGGACAUCGACAACCUACCCUAUUCCCUCGACUUCUUGAUCCUCGAGGAGCUCGAUCUUAUCCACCAAUUCCUUCGUGCACCCCCUGUGCAUGCCCAGCUUGAUGCUCAGCUCCAGGCUCACCCCUCGGCCCAGGAGACCCCCUGGUUGACCGAGAUCAUGAAGACUCUUGUCGCUUUCUCACGCAUCACCCAGGAAGAGGAAGGAUUGUGGGAUAUCGACUGCUCCCUUUACCUUGCCGAGGAAGCAUCAGCUUCGGCCAACUAUACCUCGAGGACCGCUGCGGGAGAUGUGCUGAUCAAGCUCGGCGAGACCUAUAGCCAGGCUGCUCUCGACGGCUUGUUCGGUUACACGCAGACUCUAUUCACUGGAGAGGCCGCUGGCGAUUGGAGAAGUCAGGAGGCCGCACUCUAUCUCUUCAACAUGCUGGCCAGCGACUUCGACGAUAUGGGCAAGACCAUUCCGGAGCAGACGGCCCGCGCUUACCUAGCCCUUGUCGACUAUGCCAUCAACCAAGCCGAGUGGCCCCUCUUGCGCGCUCGGGGCUACUUGGUUGGUGGUACCCUAACGCGCUCCUUCGCCACCCCAGAUACGCUUAUUGAGCGAAUUCUUCAAUGCAUCAACAGCGAGGAAGCCGAGGUGGUCAGAGUUGCGUGCAUCAAGGCCGUCGAGCAUCUGGUCCGCGCCAAGCGUGUCACUCCUGAACAUCAAAUUCCCAUUAUCCAAGCAAUUUCCCAGUACAUGCAGAACAAGGAUCCCGAGGACAUGGAGGAUGCCGAUGAACUUCUCGUGACCAUCGCGGAGUCCCUGCGCCUUGUCAUCAACGUGGACCAUCGGGUUGCCUUGGCCACGAAUGUACAGCCCGUUGACAUUCUUUUCACUCUCGCCAGACACGGAGCUUCUAAUUUCCAGGUCACUAUGAUUGUCACUGAGUCGUUUGAAGAUAUCGUCCGUAACCUGACGGAUCCGACCUCCUAUACCGCCCUUAGUGCCAAGGUGCUUCCUAUUAUUACUGCUGCAUUUGAUGUUGCAAACCUCACCCAAGACGAUCCCCUGGUCACGGUUGCCGUAGAGCUUUUAGUCGUGUUGAUUCAGCACGGUACCGAACCUCUACCUCCAGGCUUCAUUUCCGCCACUUUGCCCAAGCUGAAGAGGCUCCUCAUGGAGGCUGUUGAGGGCGAGGUGCUGAGGCCUGCUGCCGAAUCGCUGAAGUACUUGCUCAUGCAUGACCACCAUCAAGUCUUCGGAUGGCACGACGAGUCGGGUCAGAGCGGUCUGGAUGUCUGUCUUCUGGUGAUCGACCGCCUUCUCGGAUCUGCUAUUGAGGAUAAUUCGGCGUCUGAAGUUGGCGGCCUGGCAGCUGAGCUAGUAGAAAAGGCCGGACACGAGCGCCUCGGUCCGUAUCUGCCUCAACUUCUUCGAGCGGUCGCGACUCGACUUUCCACUGCCCAGGCGGCGCCCUUCAUCCAGUCUCUGAUCCUCGUCUUUGCGCGCCUGUCCCUGGUCGGCGCUCAUGACGUCGUGGAGUUCCUUAGCCAGAUCCAAAUAGGCGAUCAGAGCGGCCUUCAUGUUGUACUCGGAAAAUGGCUGGAGAACUCGGUCAACUUUGCCGGAUACGAUGAAAUUCGUCAAAAUGUUAUCGCGCUCUCGAAGCUGUAUUCACUGAAUGAUCCACGGUUGUCACAGACUAUGGUCAAGGGAGACCUCAUUGUCACAGACACUGACCGUAUUAAGACGCGCUCGAGGGCCAAGCAGAACCCAGAUCAAUACACCAUCAUUCCCGCUUCGCUCAAGAUCCUCAAGGUUCUGAUUCAAGAACUCCUCUCGGCAUCGGGUAGUGGUAGGGCCGCUGCCACUGCUGCCGCGUUGGCUGCCGCAGCUGAACUCGAGGAGGACGACGGCGACGACAACUGGGAGGAUGAGCCCGAUAGCGUCGAUCUCGGCCUCGGAACUUCGAAAUCCGACCUCUACGCUUUCAUUGAAAGCAGCGGCAGCCGCCAGCAGGAUGACGAAACCCAGGCCUACCUCACCGAGUUCUUCGUGUCUGCGGCGCGUGACAAUGUAGCCAACUUCCAAGAGUGGUACACCAUGCUCACGGACGAGGAGCGCACCAAGCUGCAGGAGCUGGCGUCGCAACCUUCUGCCUAG
Scedosporium apiospermum is the source of this 3087-nucleotide messenger RNA. RefSeq names its product Importin-beta domain-containing protein. Gene Ontology annotation, cellular component: nuclear envelope; cytosol. Gene Ontology annotation, biological process: protein import into nucleus. Gene Ontology annotation, molecular function: small GTPase binding. The record is from RefSeq and is a predicted model, not a curated record. The transcript is spliced from 5 exons. Lineage: Eukaryota; Fungi; Ascomycota; Sordariomycetes; Microascales; Microascaceae. Bases 1 to 3087 code for a protein of 1028 amino acids.